AUGGCCAGCGGCAUCUGCCCCACGUGCUCGUGCACGGAGAUCGACGUGGUGGACGUGAGCGGCGAGGCCGUGUGCGUGAGCUGCGGCACCAUCCUCGAGGAGAACAACAUCGUGUCGUCCAUCGAGUUCCAGGAGUCGGGCGGCGGCGCGCACUCGGUCGUGGGGCAGUUCGUAUCGGCCACGGCCUCCAAGUCGUACGGCAACAUCGGCACCUCCGGGCGCAACUACGGGCUCGAGUCGCGCGCCAACACGCUGGCCAACGGCAAGAAGAAGAUCCGCCAGAUCGCGGGCAUGCUGCGCCUGGGCGACCACUACGUGGACUCGGCCUUCCGCCUCUUCGCGCUGGCGCUGCAGCGCAACUUCACGCACGGCCGCAAGACGCAGACGGUCAUCGCCGCCUGCCUCUACAUCGUGUGCCGCCGCGAGCGCUCGCCGCACCUGCUCAUCGACUUCUCGGACAAGCUGCAGAUCAACGUCUACGUGCUGGGCGGCGUGUUUCUCAAGUUCUGCAAGCUGCUGCAGAUCCACCUGCCGCUCAUCGACCCGUCGCUCUACAUCCACCGCUUCGCCUCGCAGCUCAACUUCGCCGGCAAGACGCACAGCAUCGCCACCACGGCGCUGCGGCUCGUGGCCACCAUGAAGCGCGACUGGAUCGAGACGGGCCGCCGCCCCUCGGGCAUCUGCGGCGCCGCGCUGCUCAUCGCCGCGCGCUCGCAGUCGGUCAUGUGCAGCCUGCACGACGUCAUGGACGUCGUCAACAUCGGCGAGCGCACGCUCAAGCAGCGCCUGUACGAGUUCUCGCUCACCCCGACGGCGCAGCUCACGUACGACCAGGUCGGCAAGCUCGAGAUGUCGCGCGUGGAGUGCGACCCGCCCAGUUUCCAGCGCCACCGCGAGAAGGAGGUCAUGGAGAUGCUGCUCAUCGAGUCGGAGAAGCUGCCGCUGGAACAGAAGGCGCGCAAGCGGUUGACCAGAGGACGGCGAGACGAGUCAGAGGACGAGAGCGACGAAGACGACGAUGACGAAGACGGAGGCGGCGCCUUGGCCAAGGGCAUGCUCAACAAGAAGGCGCAGCGCAUGAAGGACGAGGAGAUGUCCCGCUUCCUGAGCGGCGACGCCUACUACAAGAAGAAACAGUCCGAGGCGCUUCUUGGGAGCGAUGGAGCGAUUGUAGGAACGAAAGGCGCCGUCGCUGACAAAGGCGACGACGGCGAGGACGACGACGAAGAGAUUGACUACGGGUUUGACAACGCCAACGACCAGAUUGUUAACCGCGCGAGUCGCCUGGCGGCGCAGGAGGUUCUGCUUCGCGUGCGGAAGAAAUCGGCGCGCUACAUUAUGCGCAAGCGUGAGGAGGCGAAUUUCUACAAAACGAUCGAGCGGGACCUUACCAUGGCCCUCGAGGAGGAUAGUUCGGCAGCGAAGCCUAGUCGCGCCGCGGCGAAAGAGCAGGAGGAGGAUGUUAACGGUGAAACAGAGCACAGCACGAGUCCUACAACAUCAGCAGACGAUGAGGAAGGCUCCCCCCUGACAAGAAGACGAAGGUCACGUGACUUCGCGGAUAGCAGUAAUGGACAUGAGAAGAGGAGGAGAACAAGGUCAAGUGACGAGGUACAGGAAGAGGAAGAAGAGGAUGCGGAGGACCCAGAAGACGAGGACAAAGUGGCGGAGAAUGAGGGUGACGACGAGAAAGGAGACGCAGAGGAAGCUGUGGAUACGUUCUCGGACUUGGAUGACGAUGAAAUCAACUCAUUACUGUUGACAAGAGAGGAGGCGGAGAAGAAAAAGCUACUGUGGGAGAAGAUGAACAAGGACUUUAUCCAGGAGCAGGAGCAAAAGCGGCUACUUGGCUUGUCAGCGCCCGACGCCCCGAAGAAGAAGAGAAGAAAGAAAACCCCCGACGUGAACGCGCCACCUCCGGAUACGGCCCAGCACGCAAUCUAUAAAUUAAAGAGCCGAAGAAUCAACUACGAAGUUAUCGACGAACUCUUUGGCGAAGCCGCAAGCAACGGUUUCUAG
This is a messenger RNA of Phytophthora sojae, 2019 nucleotides long. RefSeq lists its product as hypothetical. The coding region runs from base 1 to 2019 and encodes 672 amino acids. Gene Ontology annotation, molecular function: TBP-class protein binding; RNA polymerase III general transcription initiation factor activity; RNA polymerase III type 3 promoter sequence-specific DNA binding. NCBI's taxonomy places the organism in Eukaryota, Oomycota, Peronosporomycetes, Peronosporales, Peronosporaceae. Gene Ontology annotation, biological process: DNA-templated transcription initiation; transcription preinitiation complex assembly; transcription by RNA polymerase III. The record is from RefSeq and is a predicted model, not a curated record. Gene Ontology annotation, cellular component: transcription factor TFIIIB complex; nucleus; transcription preinitiation complex. The transcript is spliced from 3 exons.